AUGGAUGUCGACGUGUUUCAGCUCCAACUGUGGGAAUGGGACGACGAGUUUCUAACAGCCAAUGAGGGCAGAGAAUUUAAAAAUGCUGACUGCUGGUUGGACGAUAUGCUAGAUGACCUUUAUCCUUAUGUAGACUUCUCGUCCAAUGAGAGCUCGCCUUCCACGGGAGGUCUCGACUCGCCAGCAAAUGGGAGUAUAGAUUGCAAUCAACUACUUAGAAACACAUGCAAUAAUGAAAUGAUUGUACAUGAGAAGAGUAUGAGUUGUGAAAGGAGAUGGAGUUGGUUGUUGGAGUUAUUUUGUCGAGUGAAUCUCUGGGCUGUGUGGAUGAUUGUGUGGAUUGAUCGGUUCGGGUCUUUUACCAUUGACGUUCAAAUAAACGUUUGA
Messenger RNA from Helobdella robusta, 387 nucleotides. RefSeq lists its product as hypothetical. The record is from RefSeq and is a predicted model, not a curated record. Lineage: Eukaryota; Metazoa; Annelida; Clitellata; Rhynchobdellida; Glossiphoniidae. The coding region runs from base 1 to 387 and encodes 128 amino acids. The transcript is spliced from 3 exons.